AUGGCGCCAGGUUCUAGUCCAGUCCUUGCCGGGGGAACCGUGACAUCUGCCGAAGCCGGGUCGGCAGCCUCGAGAUCGAAUCCGAGGACAUCCAUCCAGGUCCUGUGCCAGACGAGCAGGGCUAUUCGACUUGUGGAUGAUGGGUCUGGAAAUCCGACACGUCAAUGCUGUGUGCAGUACCCUUAUUCCACGGCCUUUUCGAGUGCCUUCUCUUGGAGAGGGACACAGUCUGUCUCAACGACAGCGCGCUCCUCAUCCAUCGGUUCUCACUGCCUGGUUUGGACGAAGGAGUCACAGUCGCCAUCAUCGAAGCAGGCAGGGAUGAAGGCAAUAACCCUAAUGUCACAGCAGCAGGCUUCGGAACUCGCGUUUGACAAGCUGGUCGACUGGCAAUACGAGACAACAGAGCAGGAAGAAUACUGCAGGUUGGCAACUUGGAUACCAUGCCGGGAAAGCAUUCAGGGGAGAGUGAGACGAGCACAGUUAACGAGAAUCGGCCAAACCUUUUAUGAUCCAUGGUAUCGCGAAAAGAACAACGUGGGUGGAUUUGAAGAUGGGUAUAAGGUAUCUGCGGAGGGAGAGUAUCAAAACUCUGUAUGCCAGCAAAGAGGUCAUUGUUUCAGCAGGCUCCUCCUAGAACUCUCCGAGGUGGGAAAUCCAAAAACAGGCCAAGUAUUGAAUCUUGACGAAGCCAUAAUCUUGUUUCUGCCUUCUGGGCGCUUCUGCCGUUCUCAAGGCCGCGUGCAUAUCAAAUCCGGAGACGCAUUAACAUACGACCUUAUCAACCCAAAUUACUUCAUGGCUGGUCCCCGUGCAAUCGCAUGUUGUUGCGCGCAUCUCGCCUCCACUUUCAACGAUCUCGACCAAGCCACGGAUGAAGAGUGGAGCGCGUGA
Aspergillus ochraceoroseus IBT 24754 is the source of this 894-nucleotide messenger RNA. RefSeq lists its product as uncharacterized. Bases 1 to 894 code for a protein of 297 amino acids. NCBI's taxonomy places the organism in Eukaryota, Fungi, Ascomycota, Eurotiomycetes, Eurotiales, Aspergillaceae. The record is from RefSeq and is a predicted model, not a curated record. The transcript has 5 exons.